This is a messenger RNA of Seriola aureovittata, 996 nucleotides long. RefSeq names its product cytokine receptor family member B16 (gene il20rb). Gene Ontology annotation, molecular function: interleukin-20 binding. The transcript is spliced from 7 exons. Bases 1 to 996 code for a protein of 331 amino acids. The record is from RefSeq and is a predicted model, not a curated record. NCBI's taxonomy places the organism in Eukaryota, Metazoa, Chordata, Actinopteri, Carangiformes, Carangidae.
AUGGAACUUGCUGCCGUGUGCGCUGGUGUCAUGUCCUCCUUCCUCUGCCGCCAUAUUCACAAGUUUGAAAAGGUCUGGAUGCUGCCGGCUCCCGGCACAGUCUCCAUGGAGUCUGUCAACAUGAGACACACACUGAGGUGGCGCCCCCCGCAGGCGUCGUGCGGCACUUCAAUCCUCUACUAUGUCCAGUUCCAGGGCGAGUUCGAGCUGACGGUCCAGAACGGCAGAUGGGUGGACGCUCACGAGUGCCAGCGGAUUCGGCACACUCACUGCGACCUGACCUCUGACCUGGGCUCUGACUCGGACUACAACCUCCAGGUCAGAGCGCAGUGCGGGUCGGAGCUCUCGGCCUGGACCGAACUCAGCCGACCUUUCAACCGCAGAGACACGGUGCUGACGGUGCCGGAGAUGAAUGUGUCGGCAGUGGGUGGCGCCCUGCAGGUGUCGUUUGACAAACUUCCUCACAUGGCCGUCGUCAAUGUGACGGUGUGGAAAAAAGGCGACGAGCUGCAGGCUGUUGUCUACAGGAUGCCAGCUGAGCAGAAAAUGCUGCAUGUCGCCGCCCUGCAGGAGGGAGUCGUGUACUGUGUCAGAGCUCAGACCAUCCUGCAACCGCAGCUCCAGAGCAGCAGCACCUACCCCCACUGUCUGUCCCUCACAGGUCCAGGCGCUGUGUGGAAGAGGGCGACCACUGUGACCGUGACUGUCAUCAUCAUGGCGGGUCUCCUGUUCGCCGUGUUCUGGUCCAUCAGUCACUGUCAUCCAGAUGCCUGCCAAACAUAUUUCCAUAAAGAGCCACUGCCCGACUCGCUGAGGCAAACUGAUCUCGACAUUCAAAUCCAGAAGAGUCAUCAGGAGGCGGAGCUUUGUGAGCGGAUCACCAUGGUGCCGAGCAUCGACUCAGAGCGCCAAGCGUCAAAGGCUGAUGCGGGACUCAUGUCACUUCUGGAAGACCGGAGUAGUGAACUUCCAUUCACUGUGGAGUUUGUGGUGUAA